AUGGCAGAGAAGACUAAGAAACCGCCAUCAGUGGAAGUGUUGGAGCUGUUGGCAGCUAGACUUUCAGCCCUAACCAACCUUCUUCAGUCAAAAAAAAAAGUUUCAGCCCUAACUUUUCAUAAACUCAAAUUUUUUCUCUCUCUCCCCUGCGCAGCCGCCUCUCCUUCAACCCAUUCUCUGCCUCUCCUUCAAUCCAUUGUUACAGGCCUAACUGUUACAGCAGCCCGGUACCAGUCCACACAAGGCCAAGCUUCUCUCUUUUCCAUCACUGUUGAACCUCCAUUGCUUCGAGAACCCAGUAGAGUUACUAUUCUUCCAAAGCUCCGGCGACUCUUCAAGCUCGUCCGAUUCCGACGCCGACGAAGAAGACCCAUCUCGCUCUUCAACAAAAAAACUUCCUCCCUCUUUCUCGUGUGUGAAGCUGUCCCAAGUCCCAACUCUCAUGGAGUGAAGGUCUCUCUGAAGCAACGAAGCCACUGGUCGGAUCGGUGGUUCCGACGGUACUUGGCCAUUGUCUCAUCGGAAAAUCCCCAAAAUCCCCUUUGUCCUCCUCUUUCUGGAAUGGAAGAUGUUCUGGCGAGCUAUGUUUUUGGGAAGAAGAAGACAACAGAAGUUGCUCACUUAGAGGACCAUGAGGAUCUUUCAGUAAAGGUGAAGUCAAGGCUCAAGGUGUCUCUCUGAAGCCUGCUAAAACCCUGGUCGUUUUGGGAGAUAGCUAUGACGUGGGAUUUUCGUGUUAGAGCAGUUAUCUCUGAGCAUGCCCGGCAGAAUGGUGGAGGGAACUUCAGCGUGAAAUUCGGAACUUGGGAGAACUUUCUCAGUGCUGCUUGAAUCAUUUGCAUAUAAUCUAUUUGUACAAUUACUCUCGAUAGGCACUGAGGCAGGUUCAGCCAGAGUUGAUGAAAUUAAGUAUUGUCUGCUAAUUGUAUCAGUUGGGAUGCUUGUAAAGAUUUGUUUAUAUGUUGAUUUAUUAUUGUUUUUGUAAUAUAGUUAGCAUCUUGGUAUAUACUUGUAUAGAAUAUGCUGACCAAAGUACUUAAGGUAUGCUGACCAAAGCUGUGUAAUUCUGGAAUAUUGAUCUGAAACUUAAGAAAACCAACCUGGUCUCACUUGUAGUUACUCCUACAAGGCUUUUGUAGAAUA
Messenger RNA from Quercus robur (English oak), 1143 nucleotides. RefSeq lists its product as uncharacterized. The transcript has 4 exons. The coding region runs from base 1 to 681 and encodes 226 amino acids. The record is from RefSeq and is a predicted model, not a curated record. NCBI's taxonomy places the organism in Eukaryota, Viridiplantae, Streptophyta, Magnoliopsida, Fagales, Fagaceae.